Messenger RNA from Tilletiaria anomala UBC 951, 2448 nucleotides. RefSeq lists its product as uncharacterized. Gene Ontology annotation, cellular component: chromosome, centromeric core domain; microtubule organizing center attachment site; mitotic spindle pole body. The record is from RefSeq and is a predicted model, not a curated record. Gene Ontology annotation, biological process: nuclear inner membrane organization. The transcript has 3 exons. Lineage: Eukaryota; Fungi; Basidiomycota; Exobasidiomycetes; Georgefischeriales; Tilletiariaceae. The coding region runs from base 176 to 2239 and encodes 687 amino acids.
CACAGAGAGUCUGCAGUUGCAAGCGAGGUGUUUGAUGCAUCGCGCAUGCAUUUGGCCUCCUCUUCUCUAGAGCCUUGUGCGACCAUCGGCCGGGCGAUGAAAUGAGUCUGGUCCACGAUUUCGACUCGAAAGCCGUGCUGUGAAUCGAUCUACCUUCCGAUCAGUCGGCGUGUCAAUGGCAGCUACAUGGCAGAAAAAGAUGCUGCGUCGGCUAUUCUCGUUUUCCAAAGCACGCGGUGUUUACCCCGUCGAGCGCUGCUUUUUUUGCCAGACGUCAUCUCUAGUAGUGCCGGCCAACAGCAAGCUCGUUGCUGGCAUUGGCUUGCAGCUCAAGUCCAAGUCUGACACCCCGCCCGCAGUCAGCGCCGGCACACCCGACGCGUGGUUCUGCUCGGCAUGCGAGUGCUGGAAUGGCGUUGAAGCGCUCGGAAACAUCGCACAUCAGAACGGCUCCUCUUCCAGUUCGUCAAAGCCUCGCAAAUUUGCCUUUGCUCCAGCGCAACUCGCGAAGGGGGCAGCUGCUUCUCCUCCCUCGUCACGAUCAUCAGACUCGGCGUCAGCAACGGCAAGUUCCUCGCCGUUCUGCCGCGCUUGCCACCGCAACCAGACACUCAUUCUACAUUUACUUUCCAACUACCUACCCGAGAACGCUAGCCAAGGGCCUCAAGACGAUGAAGAAGACGAGAAAGAUACCCGACUCAUGUCCCAACUACCAGCCUACCGUACCACGCUCGAGGCGCGCUAUCCGCCACUUUGCGAAGCGUGUGCGCAAGUGGCAGAGGACCGCAUAUUGGAGGCCGAUCAAGAUGCGCGUAAACGUUUGAUGAGCGGCUGGUUCGAGCGAAGCGGUGCGCGCAAGCGCUCGCUCCUAUCCACGAUGAGCGGGAAUGGCGUCGAGGCUAAGGGCAAGGGUACAUUGACGGGCCGCAACCCGAACAAAGCGGCGGAUACCAUUUUGCAUGGGAUCGAACGCACUGAGAGCGUAUGGAAAAUCAGAGGGGCUCUUUGGAUUCUGACUCAGGGAUGUUCCCUCUUACUUGCCUUGGCAUCUUUCUCGGAUCGAACGUCUACCCUUUCGAGGGAGGUGCGCAGGUGGAACGCCACAAUUUUUUGGUUUCAAAUCACUUCCAUCCUAUGGUCAGCUUGGGAUCCGACGUGGAGAACGGGGAUCGUCGAACGGCGACGGCCAGGCCGAACUCGUUCGGUCAGAGGGAGGGGCAUCUGGGCUCGCUCACAGAUCUUCUGCUAUCUACUGCGCUUGGUUCAGCUGCUUGUCCUAUCUGAGAAGAUGAUGGGCACAUCUCAGAACGCACUUGAUUUCAUCAUAGAGUUCAGAAAGCACUUGAAAACGUCGUCCAGGCUAGGCAAGCACUUGCUUGAAGAAGGUUACGAACGAGGUUUUGCUGGUCCCCUUUACAUCGGAGAGCAAACGGUCACCGCGAGAUGGAUGGCAGGCACAGCUGGUGGAUUAGAUGAUACUCUGAGCUCCUCCAGUGGGUUCGAAACUCGAUUCUCCUUGGGGAUUGUUGUGUUACAUUGUCUUAUCACCAUCGCCGCCUUCUGCAACCUGAGGAUCGAGCGUACCCCCGUCUUGAGUCUGGCUUCGCGGCGAUUAGGUACGGUGUCCAGCGCCGAAGCGGAUGCUGUCAGCAACGGAAGAGGCGAGGUAACUAAUCGCCUAGCUGCAGCCUCGAGCCCAGUGGUCAAAACAGCCAACAGCGGCUUCGCGCACUGGAGCGGCACGCGCAUGGCUCCGCAUCAGCCAGCAACGCCUGCGCAACCAGCCCCCGUCUUCGGUGAAUCGUCCCUCCCAGGAGCAGCAUCGGUCGUUCAGGAUUCAUGGGCGCAGUAUCCUUCGCCCCGUGUACCCGCAUCGGACAAUGGCGAAGCAGAGCCAGACGAGAUGGACUGGCAAGCAGAGCACCCCGGCCUCAUGUCUGGCGGUUCGAGGACUGUGGAUUUGCAGCACGCGCAUGCGCCAGCAACGCCACCGUCCUACAUCGCCCCUCAGCGUUACUUUGCGCCCGAGACGCCGACAGGACUCGAAUAUCUGUUCGGGACUGCUCUCGCCAUCGACGCUGCCAGCGCCUCAUCUGCGUUUGGACUCGUGCAGGGACGGCAUCAGCGCUGGACACAUCUGAUCAAGAAUGUUGUGAUAACGAGCUUGCUGAGUGCUUGCAUGGUCAUGCUCGUAGGAUCAUUUGCUUGGGCCGUUCAGCGUGCUAUCGCGGCCAUGUAAGUUGACGCUGGCUACUGCGACCCACAUGCUCCACUCUCAGCUCUGAUGAAUGGUUGCUCAAUCGGCUAGAUGAUCUUGUUGGCCAAUUUUGGCAAGUGGCUCAUCCACGCUUUGGUGUUGCUGACCACGUGACCAACACCAUCAGCUCGUGUUGCGCGUCAUGCUUGGCGGACGUAGUCAGCAGGACCAAAGCUGAAUUGGCCCUCCUU